Schistocerca cancellata (South American locust) is the source of this 4084-nucleotide messenger RNA. RefSeq names its product transmembrane protein 231. Gene Ontology annotation, biological process: cilium assembly; regulation of protein localization. The transcript has 5 exons. The coding region runs from base 25 to 951 and encodes 308 amino acids. Gene Ontology annotation, cellular component: ciliary transition zone; ciliary membrane. The record is from RefSeq and is a predicted model, not a curated record. NCBI's taxonomy places the organism in Eukaryota, Metazoa, Arthropoda, Insecta, Orthoptera, Acrididae.
UGGCAACACUACAAUAACACUGUUAUGGCGGUUUACAAUGUGCUAACUCAAAACGUAGUGUGUACGUAUAGGGCUACUGUUUGUUCUAAAGCUACUGUUUUUGUGUUAUUUAUUACGGGAACUACAGUAAUAAUACCCUUAAUUAUAGCGUACCGAAGUUACGGAUUCUGGAUCAAGGCAGAUACUUACAGGGAGCAACCAGAUGUGCAUUUCAAGCACAAGUUUAUCGCAGUUGCAGAGUCAAAUCAGUUGGACAAACCAAUUAUCUGCAGCAACUUCUGGAAUCUGAAUAGUAUUCUGAGUGACUACAGCCACUGUUCAGUCGUCAAGACAAGAGAAGAAGACAGAGAUAUUGAUGGAAAAAAUGAAUUACUGUUUUUUGAAAUGGAGCUUCUCUUACACAGAACUGAAGCAGUUUUCUCACUGAUACUCUUUCUAGUUUUUGAUUAUAAGCUCUAUAAGUACAGUGCAUUUCAAAUGGAGUCACUUGCCAUCAUUCAGCAUUCAUCUAGUCUGCCAGGUGCAAGAUUUGACAUAGUAGGUGACUUGAAACUAGUUCAAAAACAACCACUUUUUCAUGAUGGAAGAGAUGUGAGCUUUAAUUAUUCUUGCAUAGAUGAAGAAAGCACUGAUCCGCAAGUUUUUAAUUUGCAGAAAAUUAUAAAAGAAUAUGUUGCCAGGAAUGUUUCUACUGCAGUAACAAAUGCAUAUCCACUGUGGACCGUCGGAAGAGCCGCUGGUGCCCCAUUUGUUAUAUCAGCCACAAUUUACUAUCCAGAAGAUACUAUUUUGUAUAAGCCGGGUUUCUGGCAAGUUGUCAAGUGGGCAUGGGUACAAUAUUUAUCCGUGCUGGUGGUAAUAAUGUAUAUUACCAACAAAAUAAAAGCCUAUGUAUUUGGGAAUCACCUCAUUUCCAGCUUCAGAAUUGUACCUUGGAAAAAAGAUGUAUGAGUGCUAUUUCACAUGUUGACUCAAAGUAUAUUUACAUCUGUGAUAUUUCUGUGGUUAAUAAUGCCACUCAUAAUUUUGUAUGAACACUUUUUUACCUUUUUAUGUAAUAAAAUAGAUGUAUAGAAACUUUAUACUAUAACUUAAACCUUGGCCAGUAUGGAGAUCUUGCAGUAAACAGCAAAACGAUUUGCCUCAAGCAAGUUAAGUAAGAGCUAAGUGUAACAGCUUUAGAAGUGUUCGAAUAAUCCUUUAAUUAAGGAACUGAAAAAAAAAAUGGUGUUGCCAUAAACCGUACCAAACUUAGCACACAGAUGUGUGUUGUAAGUAUUAAGGGACUAAAAGAUAAGGAGAAAUUAAUUAUAGGGAUAAAAUAUGGAACUGUAGCAGAACUGGUCACUAACCUCUGAAAUUGAGACCCAAGUUAUGAGUCCAAACAGCAUUGUUUUACAAAUUUGUUCCUGUAAUAUAGAGAUAGUUGGCCUCCGGACUUCUACCCCUAUUCAGAUUCCAAUAUUUCUUGGAACACUUUGUUCAUACUGUUGCCAUCAAUAUGUAAGCCACGGAGAAUGCGCACAGCAUGUUAUCUCUCUAAUUAAAUCUAUUGCCAGUUAUUGACAAAACUAUGAAAUUAAUGACUAUCACAAAAAGAAAGUGAUCUUGACUACCAGAUAAUGUGUAUCUGGUUUAGAAAUUUCUUGACAUGUAUUAUGUGUAAAUGCCUCUAGAAGUUGUUUCAUGUUAACAAAUCCCUGUAUAACAUAAUUAAGUUACUUAACAUAAAUAAGGAGCCUAUUACGUACCCCACAUUCUAAAUUUGGUACAUUCCUUUGAACUACUACAUCAAGACACGGCCCUUUUAUUGACACAAUAGUAAUAAAACAAAGUCUGAUAAACAAUAUUAAAUAAAUUUGUCUGAAUUACUUUGAUGACAUAGUAAUUACUUAAGUCUGUUUGCCAUGUGCCAGUAACAGGAAUAUCAAAAGCUUCCACAAUGCUAGUAUGGGGCUUUAAUGGCUUCAUUUGCAUCUACAUAGUUACCCUGCAAAACACAAUAAAGUGCCUGGCAGAAGGUUCAUCAAAUCAUCUUCACGCUGUUUCUGUAUCAUUCCACUCUCGAAUGGCAUGCAGGAAAAACGAGCGUUCCUACAUACGUGGGUGCCAAAAGAAUAUUUUCACAAUCUGAGGAGAAAGUUGGUGAUUGACAUUUCACAAGAAGAGCCUGUUUUAAUGAUUGCCACCCCAAUUCACAUAUCAUGUCCAUGGCUCUAUCUGCCCAAUUUUGAAAUAUAAAACGAGCUGCCCUCCUUUGGAUGUUAUUGAUGUCCUCCAUCUGGUGUGGACUCAACACUUCAAAGCAAUACACCAGCAGAGGGCUAACAAGCGUGGUGUAAGCAGUCUCUUUUAGUAAAACUGUUGCACUUGCCAAUAAAUCACUGUCUUUGGCUUUGCUUUACCAACAAAAUUGUGUGUAUAAUUGUUCCAGUUUAUUUGUAAUUGUAAUCCCCAAGUAUUUAGUUGAAUUUAUAGCCCUUAGAUUUGUGCGAUAACAAUGUGACCUCUUGCUGUAUUCCUUCUGCCUCAGUACCAGUAUAUCCACAUUUAAGAGACUUAAGAGUUUCUCCAUCAAGGAAGGAGGUCUACAUAGCAUGCCUCAGAGAGUGUUGUAUUAAAGGCUCAGUUUAUAACUGCUGCAUGUAUUUUAGAUGAUGCUGUUUUGUUGUUUGGGCUCUCAAGUUUGAACACUGUGCGUAAUUAUUACAAAUUGUGGGAAAAAUGUGGCUGCAUCAGUGAAAGCUUGUGACAGACACUUGUGCAUCAGUUUCGUGAAUUAUCUCUCGGGCAUAUUUCAUACCACUCUCCGUGCCUCAGCAGAGUGACUCUUCCAUGUAUAUAUGAAGUCAGCCAUUGAAGUUCCCACUAUGAUAUUGUGUGCACACUGUACAUAUGUUUUUCGGAAGAGCAACCCAUGGAGCUGGUCUCAAUACAGGCAUCUAUUAAUGACAGUGUGUGUUACCUACAGUAAUUUCAAGUGAAAUUUUUGAAGUAUUUUAAAUGUGUACUUGGCACUUAUUCUGUCAGCUUAUCAGAGGCAAGUUGUGUAGACCUCCAUGGUAUAUUUCCAAGACACUGCCUGUACCAAGAAAUUUCUUUUGCUGUCCUCUACUCCUUUUUUGAUGAGUGCUGUUUCUUGAUACACGACAACAGUACCUUUCGGCCAUGUCACUAAACCUCUUUGCAUUAACUCUAUUCACAGCUGCUGUAAUAAAAUGGGAAGCUUCUGGAAAAAAAUUCUACAAACAUUCAACAAUGAAAAAUCAAACAGAAAAAUAAAUACACACAACAAUGAUAUGAAGUCAGAAGAGAUUUCCUUAUUUUAAAAGAGACUAUAAUCUGUCAUAACCAGUUAUCUUAGUAACCACCAUUCUCAACUAAGCUACCCUUCUGUCAUCCUCCAGGGCAAACAUUAAUAUCGCUCCACGGAUUUAUGUAAACUAACAUUUACUUUGAAGGUAUGUGAUAAGGACUGUCACCUCUCAUAAUGUGCAACCAUUCGGUCUUCACUGUGAAAUCUAUAAUUUAUAAUCCACUCCACUUCCAGCACCUAUGGGAUGGCUCAGUCUACAUGACUGUUGCGAGUAAGAGUCUGAAGGCCAUAAAAAAUACACCUGAAUUGUUCUUAAUUUUUAUUAUAAAUUUUCUUUUUCAGUAAAAGGAUUCUAAAGAUAUUAAUUACUCAUUGAAGUUCGACAUCACAAUAUUGUAAAGGUACUGUGUUUGUUUUGUACAUGACUUGUAUAUGUGCUAUUUGCACAAUUCAGUCUCCACAAUCUUAUAUUGUAUAGAACAGUUAAAAAUAUCCAAAAACGAAAAAUAUUAAUUACAAAGUAUUAUACAUGAUUGACAUAAGAUGUUCUUUCAAAAUAUAUCUGCUGCAUCAAUUGAGUUAAAUUAUUCCUGACAAUGAUUACCUUAUUUGUAUAAAGCAUUCUACGCAUUCUUGUAUAAAAUAUACCCACACAAAAGAGAUCCUGACAGCACAAGGAAAUCAAUUAACUGCUUUACACAAGCAGAUUGUCAAAUGGCUUUUCAACUGGCGAUGGCACAUCAUAUCUAUUGUCUUCAAGAAUUAUUG